This is a messenger RNA of Cannabis sativa, 1325 nucleotides long. RefSeq names its product zinc transporter 11. The transcript has 2 exons. Bases 133 to 1161 code for a protein of 342 amino acids. Lineage: Eukaryota; Viridiplantae; Streptophyta; Magnoliopsida; Rosales; Cannabaceae. Gene Ontology annotation, cellular component: membrane. The record is from RefSeq and is a predicted model, not a curated record. Gene Ontology annotation, molecular function: zinc ion transmembrane transporter activity. Gene Ontology annotation, biological process: zinc ion transmembrane transport.
UUUUGUAGUACAGAAAAUUGACCACUUUUGUCAUCAUUAUCGUACUACUCUCAAAAACCAAACUCAAAACCUUAAAUAUUCAUUUCAUUCAUUCACUCAGCUAAUUUAAGCCAAACCUUCCAAAUUCCCAAAAUGCCCCGCUUAACAACUCUUCUCCUUCUCUCUCUUCUCUUUCUCAUUUUCACCACCGCCGUCUUGGCCCACGGCGGCCACCACGACGGCGACGGCGGAGAUGAUGAUGAUGAUGGUGAUGUUGACUCAAAAGGGUCUGUUAAUCUUCAUUCAAGGCCUUUGAUUUUGGCCAAAGUUUGGUGCUUGAUUUUGAUAUUUAUUGGGACAUUUCUAGCCGGUUUGUCCCCUUAUUUUUUGAAAUGGAACGAGGGCUUUUUGGUAAUUGGCACACAAUUUGCCGGUGGGGUUUUUUUAGGGACUGCUCUUAUGCAUUUCUUAAGUGAUGCUAAUGAGACUUUUGGGGAUUUGACUAAGAAGAAAUAUCCAUUUGCUUUUAUGCUUGCUUGUUUUGGAUAUUUGUUAACUAUGCUAGCAGAUUGUGUUGUUUCUCAUGUUUAUUCUAAGCAAAAUCAUCAAGAUAUUGAUAAGGAAUAUCAACAACAAGAUAGUAUUGAGCAUGGAACAAAGAACAACAAUCAUCAUACAAACCCAGCAACAAGUGUAGCAUCAAUUGAUUCAUUAUCAGACAGUAUUUUGCUAAUUGUAGCCCUAUGUUUCCACUCAAUUUUCGAAGGAAUCGCCAUUGGAGUAGCCGAGACCAAAUCCGAUGCUUGGAAAGCCUUAUGGACAAUCUCUUUACACAAAAUAUUUGCAGCCAUAGCAAUGGGAAUAGCCCUACUCCGAAUGAUCCCAAACCGACCGUUGUUGUCAUGCGCUGCCUACGCAUUUGCCUUCGCCAUUUCCAGCCCGGUCGGGGUUGGAAUCGGAAUCAUCAUUGAUGCCACUACACAAGGCAAUGUGGCUGAUUGGAUCUUUGGAAUUUCAAUGGGAAUUGCUUGUGGGGUUUUUGUUUAUGUCUCAAUUAACCAUCUUUUAGCCAAAGGCUACACACCCAAUAAGCCUGUUGGUGUUGAUAAGUCUCAUAUUAAAUUUUUGGCUGUGUUGGUUGGUGUUGGGGUCAUUGCUAUUGUCAUGAUUUGGGAUACAUAAUAAUAAAUAAGUAUUUGGUGGUUGGUUAGACAAUUAGUUAGUUAAUUGCACUAAAAGAUGAUCCAACUAACUUUUUGGUGGGUCCAUUAAGUGGUUUUGUUUGGAUUUUAGAAUGUUGUAAACUAGGCUUUGGUGUUUCAAUACUAAAAAAAUCUCUUAAAGAA